Molecule: messenger RNA, 813 nt
Organism: Adineta ricciae
Lineage: Eukaryota; Metazoa; Rotifera; Eurotatoria; Adinetida; Adinetidae
Source: the annotation of a GenBank genome assembly
AUGUCGACUCAUGAACGAAUAAAAACGAAGAAGAAUAUGCCGUUGCUUGACUACGUUGAGAAAUUCAUUGAGAAACGCGAUAAAAAUUUACGAAAAUUAGCCCAGCGAGGUAUCUUAUCACCUCCGCUAGCUCGUUUUGACAAGAACUCGGUAAUUAUCGAAGCCGGCGACAACGUCUAUCCAUAUGUAAAUACAAAUAAACAAGUCGAACAAAAUGAUCACGUAUUAGAUACGUCGACUGAACUGAAGAAAAACGAUGUAAAUAUUGAUAAACAAGAUGUUCAACUUCGCCUACCCGUGAGUGAAUCUGUCGAGAUUCGAGUGCGUGACAUGUCACCACAACCAGAAGUUCGAGAUUUAUCGACACAUAAUUUAACUGUACCAGAAGAUGAUCAAGGUUUACAGCGUACGACAUCACCACUAUCAAUCGAAGAUUCUCUCUCCACUCGAUCGUAUUCGUACAAUCAUCGUCCUGUUUUCUAUGAUAGGUAUGUCCCAGUAGAUCACAAGCCACCGUCACAUCAAUCGCUUGUUCAUCGUCGUUCAGAUGGUCAAAUGAGAUCACUCAAUAAUGAAAACGAAGAUUCACUCGUAAGAAAAUCUCCGAAGAAACACCAUACUUAUCACAAUGAUCCGACUAAUCGUUACAUUGAACAUCAAAAUACGCAUACAACUGUCGAAGUAGAAUUCAUUCGAGUGCCGGUGAUGCGAUUAAGACCUGAUGAAUACUAUCGACGAUCGAAUGAACUGGCUAAAAUGGAGAGUAUUCGCUCAUCGUUGUCUGCUGACUCAACGUUACAAUGGCGCAUCUAA